UGUCAAAGUCAAACGACAAAACACGUGCUAUUUCAUUUCAUAGUUGCGAUUAUUUGAUCUAUAGAAUACUCAUUAAAAUGGGUGUUAUACAAAGAAUAAAGAAACCUACGACUCGCAAAGGUAAAAAAGUUUUGUUGUCCAGAGAACCUAAAGCAAUCGAAGGGCCCAAGCAGUGCAUUUUCCUCCAAGCUCGGAAUCCAUCAGAACGGGCUAGAAAAGUAUUAAAAGACAUUUACAAUUUAAAGAAACCUGAUGCCGCAUAUCUUAGCAGAAAGAAUGAUUUCGUUCCAUUUGAAGACACUACUGUUAUCGAGAAAUUAUGCUACAAAAAGGAAGCAGCUUUAUUUGGCGUCAGUUCGCACAGCAAGAAAAGACCCCACAAUAUAGUACUGGGUCGCACAUUUAACUACAAUAUAUUAGAUAUGAUAGAACUUGGAGCAGAUAACUUCAAAGCAAUGUCAGAGUUUCAUAAUAUAAAAGUACUGGCUGGAACAAAACCCUGCUUACUUUUUAAUGGGCCAGCAUGGGUCCUGAACCAAGAAUUGAAAAGAUUGAAGAAUGUGUUUACAGACUUCUUUUAUAGAGAAAAGGUUGAAACAAUAAGGCUGCAAGGUUUGGAGCAUGUCUUAAGUUUCACAGCAACUGAUGAUGGCACCAUUUACUUCCGGUCCUACAGAAUACUACUAAAGAAAAGUGGUCAGCGGACACCUCGAGUUGAACUUGAAGAAAUAGGGCCAUCAAUAGACUUCAAACUACGACGAACAAAGUUGGCCUCUGAUGAUUUAUGCAUCGAAGCAUGCAGAAUACCUAAAGAAGUCAAACCAGUAGCGAAGAAGAAUAAAUCUACUGACGCAUUUGGUACAAAAAUGGGCCGCAUUCAUAUGGGCAAACAGGACAUAAACAGAUUGCAGACGAGAAAGAUGAAAGGUCUUAAGAAAUCAGCAGAAGAGAAGAAGCAAAUGCAUAAGAAGAAGAAACUCGCAAAGAAAGCGGCAAAGCAGGCGAAUGCGACAAGCGCCUGACCAAUAAAGUUUUACUCUUUGUA
Messenger RNA from Pararge aegeria (speckled wood butterfly), 1045 nucleotides. RefSeq names its product ribosome production factor 2 homolog (gene Non3). Bases 78 to 1022 code for a protein of 314 amino acids. The transcript has 5 exons. Gene Ontology annotation, cellular component: nucleolus. NCBI's taxonomy places the organism in Eukaryota, Metazoa, Arthropoda, Insecta, Lepidoptera, Nymphalidae. The record is from RefSeq and is a predicted model, not a curated record. Gene Ontology annotation, molecular function: rRNA binding. Gene Ontology annotation, biological process: ribosomal large subunit assembly; maturation of LSU-rRNA from tricistronic rRNA transcript (SSU-rRNA, 5.8S rRNA, LSU-rRNA).